Messenger RNA from Carica papaya (papaya), 1512 nucleotides. The record is from RefSeq and is a predicted model, not a curated record. NCBI's taxonomy places the organism in Eukaryota, Viridiplantae, Streptophyta, Magnoliopsida, Brassicales, Caricaceae.
AUGGUAGGAGCUCAAACCACUGAACAAGGAGACUGUUCAAAGUUUAAAGGAAACAUACUCAUUGCUGCAAAAAGAACCCUACAGUGGUUGACUUGCUCCCUGGAGUCCCUUUACAACCAGCAGUUCACUAACUGUUGCAAGGGAGGCGUGAUGGCCUCGUGGGGACAAGAUCCAGCAGCCUCAAUCUCUGCUUUUCAGGUAAGUGUUGGCCUUGCUGGGACUUCAAACAAGACAGUGAAACUGCCAAAGAACUUCACUCUGCUUGGUCCUGGCCCUGGAUACACCUGUGGCCCUGCAAAAAUCGUACCUUCCACAGUCUUCCUCACACCUGAUCGCAGGCGAAAAACUCAAGCUCUGAUGACAUGGAAUGUGACCUGCACUUACUCACAGAGUGAUUCAAAGGAAGCACACAGGAAAGGAAUAAACACGCCAAAGAAGGACAAUUCACCAUUGCUGCAAUGCACACAUCAUAUGUGCCCUAUACGUGUGCACUGGCAUGUGAAGCUCAACUACAAAGACUACUGGCGUGUGAAGAUUGCCAUCACUAAUUUUAACUACCGAAUGAACUAUACACAAUGGACACUGGUUGCACAGCAUCCCAAUCUCGACAAGGUUACCCAAGUCUUCAGCUUUGAUUACAAGCCUCUUGUCCCAUACGAAUCUAUAAAUGACACAGGCAUGUUUUAUGGCAUGAAGUACUACAAUGACCUGUUAAUGGAAGCUGGACCUGAAGGAAAUGUCCAGUCUGAGGUGCUUCUGCAGAAGAACAAGGAAACAUUUUCCUUCAAGCAGGGCUGGGCAUUUCCUCGAAAAGUUUACUUCAAUGGUGAUGAAUGCUUGCUGCCUCCACCUGAUACAUACCCAUUUUUACCAAACUCUGCUUCUGCAGAUCCUGUUGCAUUUUUUAUAGUGGCAUCUUCAGUUUUCUUGGGGAUGCUGUUCCUUUUCUGAUAAUUUUUCCUCUGGGGAACCAGAAGAUUUUGAGGUUGGUUUCAAAGACUGGAUGCCUACAUUGUCUUCUAUGACAGGUAUAUAUACAAUACAACCAUAAUUUCUUGGAGAUAAAUAGGGAUAUUGUCAGAGUGUGAGAUUUCAAUUUUAGGAACCUUUCAGUAGAGAUGCAUGAGGUUGUCAAUAAAUAAUCUAUACACGCAUAGCUAAUCUUGAAAUGUGCAAUAUUUUUGGAGUCAACCUUGGUGUCUAAUUUGCAGAUUAGACUCCUCCAUAUUUGAGGAGAGUAUAUUUUGCAAACAAAAUUUUCCAUACUACAGAAGUUUAUUACAGAUGCUGCAUGCAUGAGAAAGUGGAAGUAAAAUUUAUGAAGACAUAAUUCUGGGAACAUAUCCAUAUAUCAAAUCAUUUCUGCAUGAAGUUCUUCAUUACAAUGCUUUCAACGAUCUUGGACAUUCCACAAACAAAUUGAUGAGGUGUAUAAUAUAAAUAAAAUUACAGAAAAGAACUAACUCUGAACAAAAAAAAAUAUGCAGCAAUUCUAAACCUCAACGUAUAAAA